Messenger RNA from Polypterus senegalus (gray bichir), 1027 nucleotides. Its product is annotated as olfactory receptor 142-like. Gene Ontology annotation, cellular component: membrane. Gene Ontology annotation, biological process: G protein-coupled receptor signaling pathway. The transcript has 2 exons. Gene Ontology annotation, molecular function: G protein-coupled receptor activity; olfactory receptor activity. NCBI's taxonomy places the organism in Eukaryota, Metazoa, Chordata, Cladistia, Polypteriformes, Polypteridae. The record is from RefSeq and is a predicted model, not a curated record. Bases 56 to 1027 code for a protein of 323 amino acids.
GCUGCUGUUCAUCUUACUGAGGCACAUGUCCUAGACAGGCCACAUAAAGCAGUAAAUGACUAGUGAAAUUUCACAGAGCAAUGAUACUUUUGUUCAUCCCCAGACAUUUUUUGUUACCGGGUUUAUGGGUAUGCCAUACUCAAACUAUUACUACAUCUUCUUGUUGUUUAUUUACAUUUUAACGGUGUUAGCAAAUUCAUUAACCAUAUUGCUGAUUUAUGUUGAGGAGAGUCUUCACAGUCCAAAGUAUGUUGCCGUUGUACAUUUAGCAAUAGUUGAUAUAUUUGCCAGCAGUGCAGUUGUUCCUAGAAUGAUUCAUUCAUUUCUUUUUGAUGCUCAGGUGAUAACAUAUGAAGCUUGCUUGUCUGAUAUGUUUUUUUCUCAUUUCUUUGCAGCAAUGGAAUCAUUUUCACUCGUAGUUUUAGCCUAUGAUAGGUUUAUUGCUAUUUGUUUCCCUUUAAGGUAUCACAUUAUUGUAAGUCACACAAAAAUGUUAAAAAUACUUGGAAUGACCUGGUUCCUCGCUUUUAUAACUAUGGGCAUAUCAGUAGUACUGAUUACACGCCUCUCCUUCUGCAAAUCUACUGUUGUAACCAGUUAUUUUUGUGAUCAUGGACCUGUGUAUCAUUUAGCCUGUAAUGAUACUUAUCCGAAUUUUAUAAUGGCUCGAAUUGCUAUGACAUCAGUUUUUUUUGCACCAUUGACUAUAAUUGUAUGUUCAUAUGCAGCCAUACUGAAUGCAGUGUUAAAAAUUGGAUCUGCAGAAGGAAGACGAAAAGCUAUGUUGACUUGCACAUCCCAUUUAAUAUUGGUUGCGAUAUUUUAUAUUCUAAUAUCAGGAACAUAUAUUGCGUCAAUGAUCUCUGGUAUCCAUCAAAAUGCAAGAAUUAUCAACAAUUCACUCUCUGCUACAAUUCCAGCACUUUUAAACCCUAUCAUCUACACACUGAAAACAGAAGAAAUACUAAAUGCUGUUAAAAUGAGGUACAAAAGGAGAACUGCCGAAUUGGACACUAUGAAUCAUUAA